This is a messenger RNA of Saccharomyces kudriavzevii IFO 1802, 1269 nucleotides long. RefSeq names its product Avo2p (gene AVO2). Gene Ontology annotation, molecular function: protein binding. The record is from RefSeq and is a predicted model, not a curated record. Bases 1 to 1269 code for a protein of 422 amino acids. The transcript has a single exon. NCBI's taxonomy places the organism in Eukaryota, Fungi, Ascomycota, Saccharomycetes, Saccharomycetales, Saccharomycetaceae.
AUGCUGAAAGAACCCUCUGUUCGCUUGCGAGAGGCUAUCAUCGAAGGGAACCUGCUUAUAGUGAAGAGGCUGUUGCGGCGGAACCCAGAUUUGCUGACUAACAUCGACUCAGAGAAUGGAUGGAGCUCGCUGCACUAUGCCUCGUACCAUGGACGGUAUCUGAUAUGCGUGUACUUAAUCCAGCUGGGACAUGACAAGCAUGAGCUGAUCAAGACUUUUAAAGGGAAUACAUGUGUGCACCUGGCGUUGAUGAGGGGGCACGAACAGACAUUACAUUUACUGUUGCAGCAAUUCCCGCCCUUUAUCAACCAUCGCGGUGAGAAUGGCAGGGCCCCCAUUCAUAUAGCGUGUAUGAACGAUUACUACCAGUGCCUGAGUUUAUUGAUAGGGGUCGGCGCGGAUCUAUGGGUGAUGGACACCAACGGCGACACGCCGCUGCACGUAUGCCUGGAGUAUGGCAGCAUAAAUUGCAUGAAGAUGCUCGUCAACGAGGGUGAAAUAUCGUUGGACGACAGCGUCAGGGACAAAGGUAACUGGAAACCCAUCGAUGUAGCACAGACGUUUGAAGUGGGUAAUAUGUACUCGAAAGUGUUAAAAGAGGUCAAGAAGAAGGGGCCACCGCAAGGUGCCGGCAAGAAACCAAGUUCAUUCAGGACCCCUAUACUGAAUGCGAAGGCCGCCUUUGAGGACGGGCCUUCCCCAGUCUUAAGCAUGAACUCGCCCUAUUCACUCUAUUCCAACAACAGCCCGUUACCGGUACUACCAAGAAAGAUAUCGACGCAUGCCACUGGCGGGAACAAUGGCAAUCGGAGGGGUUCCAUCACAAACCCGGUAUUUAACCCGCGAAAACCGACUCUAUCUACGGAUAGCUUCUCGUCGAGCUCCAAUUCCAGCUCGAGGAUAAGAGUGAACACUAUCAACAAUAAGAGCACCUUGGGGGGGUCUCCCAAGAAGGAGCCCAUGCCUGAAUCGGUGAAACACAGCGCAACACCAACGAGCCCGCGCAACAACAUUGCAUUGAUCAACAGGCACUUACUGUCCAACAAGGGCAACGAGAAUGCGAGGGUAGACCCACAGGCGCCAGCGGAUAGCGGCGACAACGACGGUGGCGCCACGAUAGGCAUCGGCCUGAGAGAGGACUCGGAUGAGAACGAGAACAGAUACAAGACCAAGACAAGCCGUGACGAACCACGAAGACGCGUGUCGCUUCUAAACAUACCGAUCUCGAAACUGAGAAACAGCAGUAACGGCAGCAUAGAAAAGUGUUAA